Messenger RNA from Exserohilum turcica Et28A, 2766 nucleotides. RefSeq lists its product as uncharacterized. Gene Ontology annotation, cellular component: P-body; cytoplasm. The transcript is spliced from 3 exons. Lineage: Eukaryota; Fungi; Ascomycota; Dothideomycetes; Pleosporales; Pleosporaceae. Gene Ontology annotation, biological process: deadenylation-dependent decapping of nuclear-transcribed mRNA; nuclear-transcribed mRNA catabolic process, nonsense-mediated decay. The record is from RefSeq and is a predicted model, not a curated record. The coding region runs from base 1 to 2526 and encodes 841 amino acids. Gene Ontology annotation, molecular function: 5'-(N(7)-methylguanosine 5'-triphospho)-[mRNA] hydrolase activity; manganese ion binding; RNA binding.
AUGACAUCCACAAACACGACAUUAGUUGACUGGCUCGACGAUCUCUGCGUGCGCUUCAUCGUCAACCUACCCAAUGAAGAGCUGCAGUCGGUCGAGCGAAUAUGCUUCCAGAUCGAGGAGGCCCAAUGGUUCUACGAAGACUUCAUCCGCCCGCUCGACCCCCACAACCUCCCCUCGAUGCACCUGCGCAAGUUUUCCCAGCUCAUGUUCCAGCACUGCCCGCUCUUCUCGGCCUACUCGGAGCAGCUGCACCAGCAGGCCUACGAGCAGUUUCUGGCCUACAAGACGCGGGUCCCGGUGCGCGGGGCCAUUAUGCUCAACGAAGAGAUGACGCACGCCGUCCUCGUCAAGGGCUGGAAGAAGGGUGCCAAGUGGAGUUUUCCCCGCGGCAAGAUCAACAAGGAAGAGUCGGACCUCGAUUGCGCCGUCCGCGAAGUCUGGGAGGAGACGGGCUACGACCUUAGGCAGGCUGACCUGGUGGAGCCGGAUGAGAACAUGAAGAAGAUUACCGUCACAAUGCGCGAGCAGAGCAUGAUGCUCUACGUCUUCCGCGGCGUGCCCAUGGACACACAUUUCGAGCCGCGUACACGAAAGGAAAUCUCAAAGAUUGGCUGGUACAAGCUCACCGACCUGCCCACGCUGAGGCGCAAGAACCAGAUGCAGCAGGGCAAUGGCCAGGAUAUGAUCAAAGAAAGCAGCUUCUACAUGGUUGCGCCAUUUCUCGGGCCGCUGAAGCAGUGGAUAAAGCAACAAAGCAAGCUCGGGAGGCAGAGGGCACGGAACAGCGCGCACAUGGCGGCGGCGCCAAUAGCAGGCACAGAUGACGAGGAUCUUCAACCUGCCCUCUACGAUACAACGGCCGACGAAUCAAACAACAACUUUGCCAACAUGGUGGCCCAGCUAGGUCGUGGCCACCGCCCGAGCGACUCCCUGCCCGAAUUGUCCCAAGAGCUGCAGGCGCCACAACAAAGCCAGGAUCCCGCCGAAGCAUUGAAGCGGCUACUCAGUGUGGGCGUGCCUUCGCCUGCAGUGGAAGCGCCUAGCAAUCCCGCCCCGAACCCACAGGCCAACCCUCUCCUGGCACUGUUCAAGCAGGGCAAUACCCAGCCUGGAGGGGGUCAACAGCCUCGGACGCCGUUCGAGCAGAUCAUGUCUGCGCCUCCGCAGCCGCCCGCUAUACCCCCUGCUUCAAAGUUGCCUGCGCCUAACCUCAACCCGCAUGCCAUGGGGUUGUUGAACUCAUUCAAAUCCAACACGCGACAGUCUCCUGCUCCGCAAUCGCCUCAGACAACCAUUGCUGCGCCACUGCACAGAAGCUCGCAAACAACACCCCAAAUAGAGCAUCCUCUUCCCCAGCAUUUGCCGCACGGGCUCCUAUCACCACAUGGACAGUUUUCUGCUAGCCCACCGCAAUUCCAUUCGCUGCCCGUCAGCUCUAGUUUUGUUCCCGAGCAGCCAAAGCCGAGGAACCCUCACCAAGAUUCUCUCUUGUCUCUAUUCCGACCCACCCCGCCACUGGACAGCCCGAAAGAAGCACCCGCAGAGCUGUCGGCACUCCCUACAACACCAGCAUAUGUGUCUGCUCAGCCAGCCACCAACCCCGCAGAGCUGCCCAACCCAGGGACGCCAGGUAACCAUGGCGCUCUUCCUACCAGGACAAAGAUGACAUCGGCUACUGUGAGCGGCCCGGUAAACGCACCGGAUUUCGAAACGGUGAAGAAGAAUAGGCAGGCCACAAACGGCAGUUCGUCUGGGCCUUCGCCAUCCACCAACAUGCCCUUUAUGCCUCAGAUUCUCAAGCGUCCACAGCAGGCCUCGCCUCAGAAUGUCGCAAAGUCGUCGAGCUCGCCGCUGCCGUUCAAACCGCAGAUCCUCAAGCGCCCUCAAGCGCAAGACCAAAAGCAGGCGCAGGCACCGCCUGGGGAAAAGAGCAUGGCUGAGCAAGCGCCGGCGCACAAGCCAUCGCCACACGCACAGGGAUUACUGGACAUGCUCAAGGGAAACUCGCCUCAGCCCGCUCCCGCUCAAGCCGCGGUGCAGCCGUCUGGCUCGCCCAUGCCUCAACCCGCCAUGGAUCGUCAUGAAUCGGUCCCUUCUGACCAGAAGAACGUGCUGCUUUCCCUAUUCAACAAUAAAUCGUCCUCUCCCAGACCCCGGGGACAUAGCCCAAUACCUCCGACCCGCUCACCCUUUGUGCCAACACCGAAAAGAGCUGUGUCGGGUGUAAUCAGCCCUGUCAGUCCUCUACCGGUGAAUGGCAGUGCCGGCGCGGUCAGUCCCCCCGAGGGCGUUGUAAACCGUAGUAGGAUUAGCAGUAUCGGCGACGGAGCAGGACCUAGCAUUGUCGUACCGACUCGAACAAGUCAUCAUGUGGGCAGCAGAGUUAGCACACCUCAUCAAGAAGGUGGAAGUUUGGGUGGACUUAGAAGCCAGAGUAGAGCGGGCAGCACGGGCGAAGGCAAGAGUCCGGUUGACAAGACAUUUUUACUGGGGUUUUUGGAAGACGUUGCGCGGCGUGGCCGUUGAUGUUGGCAAGUUGUUAUUCUUGGUUUCAUUACAUCCUUGGAAUGUAUAGGGUUGGCAUGGCUUUGGCUAAAGUCGCGAGGUGUGCGUGACCACCAGCAUCCGGCCCGGGCUUUGGAGAGCGGAUUUUUGGGGGAGGAAAACCACCCAUCUAGUAUCGGUAGCGAGUCGGACAUGGCCGCAGCAGCAUAGCCUUCAUUUCUACGCAUAACGACAGCAUCAAAUCACCAGCAAUUAAUUGUC